ACUCGUGGUCUCGGUCGUGUCGCGGGGAGCGGCUUCGCGAUCGGGAUUCGGAGCGGUGUCGUCUGCUCCGUCGGGAUGAUUUGUGCCGGUGGUCUUGGUCGGACCGGUCGUCAUCGUCGUAGGAUUCAUGCCGCCGUCUGUGUUUGUGCGAGCGCUCCCUGUCUCCUGACGGCGAGCGACUCCUGCGCCGCCGGCGAUGCGCGUGCCGGUGGUGGUCCUUCCUGUCGCGUUCUGACUCCUUGGUGUCCGAUGAGCGGUGGGGGCGGUGACGACUGUCGCGGCCGUGGUCGUGGUCGUCCAUCGACAACAGACGGUUCCUUCUCAGCUGCUGCAUCUUAUCCCGGGCCUCUCUCUCCUCCUUGCGUUUCAGCGCCGCGUUAUGGCUGUCCGUCUGAUUGAUGAUGUGGCGCAAGAAUCGGGUGUUGGGUUUAGGGGCCGCGCCGGUCGGUCGUCGCGGCAGAUACGCCUCUGCUCCCUGUCUCGCGUAGUUGGCGGAGUUGUCCCGCGCCUCACGCGCGAGGACUCGCGCCACGUAGUCAUCGCUGCUCAAAUCGUCCAUGGUUCCUAAUCGAUUGGGAGGCAUGUAGCUCGCAGCGUCACCUCCGAGGAAUGCGACGAGGGCAGUCCAGGGAUAUGGGAUGUUGAUUGGGAGGCGAUGCGUUGGCGCAGAAGUCGAUUGUCGGAGAGCGAUGAGACUGCAAACCGGACAAACGUAUCACAUGACCUGACGUCAGACAUAUCAGGCAGCGUUGCGCAC
Aspergillus candidus is the source of this 757-nucleotide messenger RNA. RefSeq lists its product as uncharacterized. Bases 76 to 399 code for a protein of 107 amino acids. NCBI's taxonomy places the organism in Eukaryota, Fungi, Ascomycota, Eurotiomycetes, Eurotiales, Aspergillaceae. The record is from RefSeq and is a predicted model, not a curated record. The transcript has 2 exons.